This is a messenger RNA of Vigna radiata var. radiata (mung bean), 1815 nucleotides long. RefSeq lists its product as uncharacterized. The record is from RefSeq and is a predicted model, not a curated record. Lineage: Eukaryota; Viridiplantae; Streptophyta; Magnoliopsida; Fabales; Fabaceae. The transcript is spliced from 2 exons. Bases 1 to 1815 code for a protein of 604 amino acids.
AUGCGGGCCCCUAUGCCCGAUCGGCCUCCACCUCACGUGGAGAAAUUCGAUAGUACGACGAAUCCAGAACAUCAUUUGCGGAACUUCGUCGAUUCAAUGGCCUUCUACACUCAAAGUGAUCCGGUAAAAUGCCGGGCGUUCUCCCUGUCGCUGAGGGGAGAAGCCCUCGAAUGGUACUACACCCUUCCACCCAAUUCGGUGGACAGUUUCCGCACGCUGACGAACAUGUUCACAAAGCAAUAUUCCACCAACCGAUAUGAAGAAGUGACCGCUGCCGAACUAGUCAAUCCCAGGCAGGGAAAGGACGAAACUCUCAGAGCUUUCAUGCACCGAUACAACCAAGCCGCCCGGAGAAUAAAAGGAGCCAGCCCCGAAUUCAUCAUCAGCAGCCUACCCAACUGCCUAAAGGCAGGAUUCGUCUCUGAAAGCCUAUACGCCAAAUUACCCCGUACGCUGGAGGAGCUACAACAAAAGAUGGCUAAGUUCAUUAAAAUGGAAGACCAGAGAAGUUUUCGAAAGCAACAACAUGAGGAGCAUUCGGCAAGUGUUAACAAAAAAGAGGGCAAGCGAAAAAAUGACAACGUCCGGGAACAGAAACCAGUCAUGAAUCUGAACCCCAGAUACGACCGCUACGUGCAUCUUACUGCCCCCAGAGAAAAGGCUGCCAGACUCUCAAAGAUAGAGAAGCUAAUCCGUGCCGGACAUCUUCGUGAAUUUGUGAAGGAAGAUUUCGGCCGUAUGGGACACUCGCCCAGAAAGACACGAAGAAGCCCGGAGCAUGCCAAACGAAAAAGUAAUUACUCACGCGACCGUUCUCGUAGUCCUCUGAGUCACAGAUCCCACAGUCGGCUGAGAGAGCGGGAACCUAUAAUAAAAGGCAGGAUUGACACCAUCUCAAGAGGUUUCGCUGGAGGAGGCGCUUCAUCCUCAGCACGGAAGAGACACUUGAGAAAUUUGCAUAGCAUACACUCAGUGAUACGCAGUCCGGCGGCAAUGCCGGACAUUACAUUUACAAACAAAGAUUUUCACGCACCAGAUCCUGAUCAGGAUGACCCCAUGGUCAUCACAACCCGCAUUGCACAAUACGAUGUGAGUAAAGUCCUCGUCGAUCAGGGUAGUUCAGUUAAUAUAUUAUACUGGACAACUUUUCGAAGAAUGGAGAUUUCUGAAGAUAUGAUUGCCCCGUUUAACGAGCAAAUUGUUGGUUUUCCUGGAGAAAGAGUAGACACCCGGGGGUAUAUCGACUUACGAACCCACCUAGGAUUUGAAGAUGGUGGUAAAGAGCUCAGAGUUCGUUUCUUGCUUGUAGAAGCAAACACGUCCUAUAACGCCCUCCUAGGGCGCCCAUGCUUGAACGCCUUUGGGGUAAUCGUGUCUACCCCACAUCUGGCAAUGAAAUUUCCUACAGACAAGGGAAAUAUUUGCACCGUCCGGGCAGACCAGAGAACCGCUCGUCAAUGUUAUGUUGCUGGUUUAAAGGUCACACCUUACAGAAAAGAGAACCGCACCGAGGCAAUCCUGAUUGACCUUGAUCCAAGGACCAAUACAGACGAACGCAUACAACCGGAAGGUGAGAUAAGGCCCUUCGUCGUGGGAAAAACCGAACAACAAACUACUUCAAUCGUCGCCAAGCUUCAGUCAUCUGACGAAAAUGCAUUGAAAGGCCUGUUAAAAGAUAACAACGAUUUAUUCGCAUGGAGCGCAUCCGAUAUGCCCGGAAUCCAUCCCAGUGUCAUUUCACACAAAUUAUCCAUAUUCCGAGAAGCCCGACCGGUAUCUCAGAAGAAACGACGGUUCAGUGAAGAAAAGCGGUAG